Molecule: messenger RNA, 2676 nt
Organism: Malassezia sympodialis ATCC 42132
Lineage: Eukaryota; Fungi; Basidiomycota; Malasseziomycetes; Malasseziales; Malasseziaceae
Biological process (GO): regulation of DNA-templated transcription
Molecular function (GO): DNA-binding transcription factor activity, RNA polymerase II-specific; zinc ion binding
Source: RefSeq, a predicted model, not a curated record
AUGGAGCGUAGUGCCAUCGACUCCAUACCUUCCCACACGCUGCCCGUGCCCCCCCCUCAAGCCUUUGGCAUGAACGAACACGCUGGCCAGCAUUACCAUGCCGUGGAUGCGCUCUCUUCCAACGUUUUACCCACUGCACGAGAUCGUAUGACAGCGCCAGAGCCACAGACCAAGCCGCCUUCGACCAAACGACGUAAAAUUAACACGUGUUUUCCUUGCAAGCAGCGUAAGGUUAAGUGCGACCGACAGCAGCCCUAUUGUGGACAGUGCCAGAAGCACCGUAUUCCGGCGGAGCGCUGCAUCUGGUCCUCGGAUAUGGCACUCUCCGCUGACAUGCACAAUGCAGCGGCCACCGCCAUGGCGUACUCCAAACCGGACGCGUCCCACGCAUCCAUGGGCCUGAGCGCAAGUGACUGGGCCGGCGCACAGGGCACAGAACUCGCACUGGACAACGACACACGCGCAGUGAUUGAGCGUAUCAGCCACCUUGAGCAGCGCUUAGCCACGGGUAGUGCGUCCCAGCCCUCAUCCCACGAGCUGCCGUCCUCUUCGACGAGCCAGACGCAGAUCGACCCCAUCCUCCUUGCCGGCACCGGUCUUUCGCUGGGUGAUGUGAAUACCGAUCGCCCAAGUGCAGCCACCAUCCCCCAAGACGCAGCUGUGGCGGCCGAGUUGGCAUUUUGGCGCGCCAAGAUGGAGCAGCACCAGCGCCCCUCUCAGUCCAGCGAAAAUGCACAGAUGGCACAGAUGCAGGCAGAGCAAAAUAUUGCCGCAGAUGCUCUUGCCAUGUUUGCUCGGCACAGCCAGCAAAACACAUUGGCUGGCAAUGAGCAGACUCUUGGUCGAUCUGCCGCCGUCGGCACGAGCUCGGAAGCCAUGCCGCGUCACAGUAUCGUCAAUGCUCUUCUUGACAAUGCGGCCUUUGGAAUGAACAAUGCUGUAGUCCGCAUUCGUGCGGCUCUGGAUAUCCUUCCUGAUACCCAACAAUCUGAUUAUCUCUUGAAGAUCCUACAGACCGUCGACUUGCAUGUGUCCUAUGGAAUUAGUUGGCGUUUGGUCAAGGCUCAACUCGCCACACAGCGCGCCCAGAUUGCUAAUUGGAACCGCAUGCACUCGCCUGUACCAGACAGCUUGGAUGCAUCCUUUUUGGCCCUGCUCCUUGUCCUGCUGGGACUCGCGGCGCAGUACACUGACUCGCGCUUUUUCGUCGAGCAAGGGUUCUGCUCCACUACCGAUCAAGUCGACCCUUAUGUGGAUUCAUGGGUGGACACUGCACAAUCACUACUGGCAGCGGAUGACUGUGUUCACAAGACCAACUGGAACCAUAUCGCUGCACUUUUGUUUAGCGUGGAUUACCAUGCGUCUCGCGGGCGUCUGCUGGAGCCGCUAGUAACUAUGGCCACCUUGGUGCGUCUAGCUGAGCAGCAAGGCUACCACCAACUUGGAUCCGCUAUGGAAGACGAGCAGCAGUGGCAGCAGGCUCCGGACAGCAAGCUGGUCUGCGUGUCAGCCGUGACCGCCACUAGUCGCCCUGGCGCUUGGGUUCGCCCAACUACGACCUCUACCAGCCUGCCUGAUCGCUCACACUUGGUUCGAGAAGCUGCUCGUCGACUGUGGUAUCGGAUUAUGGUGAAGGACAUGGUGCUGGGAACUGUCGUUCGCCGUGUAUCACAGAUCGACCCCUCUAGGGCGAACACGAUGGCGCCCUUGAAUGUCGACGAAGAGGAUUUACCCGAUGGCGAAUCCCACAUCCUACCCACUCUCAAGGAAGAUGGCCGCCCCACUAUCAACAACUUAACACCGUACUUGUAUCAGAUUGCGAAUUUGGGUCGCGAAUGGUCUACUAUGGUCCAAUCCGGUACACUCUCCUACACACUUGUGCUCGAGCUAGACACCAAGUUCCGUAACCUCUUGUCGACCUUGCCCAUCUAUCUGAGGCCCGAUCCCACUCUCGAGCAGCUGCCGGAAGUUCGCCAUGAGCAGGCACAACGCCCUUACCUUGCUAUGCACCGUCUUUCCGUCUUUGAGGCUGUCAACCAUCGUCUUCUUAUGCUGCACCGUGACUUUAUGUGCCUUGGCCACCGUGACAAAAAGUAUGCAUACUCUACACGCGUCGCUGUCGAUGCCGCGCGCACCAUGAUUUCAUGUCGCCAGCAAAUUGACAAUGUUCAUCCCUCUGUUCAACGUCAUGCCUCAUUCCGUCACCAUCUAUUCCAGGCUGCUAUUGUGUUGUCGCUCCAUCUGCUCGAACUCGCCAACACCGCGCAAGGAUCGUCUCAGGUGGCUCACCAGCUUCGAGGCGAUAUUGGUCUGAUUAUGGACUAUCUUUCCGGUUCUGCAGAGAUCCGUCAGUCACUGCCUCAGUGUCAGAAAGUGGCCUUAAAGCUGAUUGAGUUGCUAUUGACCGCUGCCAACUCGCGCCAAGAAAAGUUGGAUGCUGCUAAUGCUUCAUCCAAGUCAGUGACAAAUCCCUCGUCUACGUUGCCCAUCGGCAUGGACAACGAAAAUACGAGCAAUCUGUUUCAUUUGGGUACUGGAACGACUGCGGCAACAGAUCCCGUGGCGGACGCGGCCUCUGUCUUUUCUGCUCAGAUGCUUGAUCCAGGCUUCGCAUCCAACCCAUCACUGUCUGAGUUCUUUACGUCUUUGGACGAACUCAUGAUCCCCAUUUACUAG